GUUGCCCUCUGCUGGUUCCAGCCAGAACUCCUGCAGAUCUCCGUCAUGGCGGCUCAGACUCGAGCUCUGGUCUCCACUCAGUGGCUCAUAAACGCCGUCAAAACCAACCAGGUUGGUCCGAAGCUGCGGGUUCUGGACGCGUCCUGGUAUCUGCCCAAAACGCAGCGCAGCGCCAAGGCGGAGUUUGCGCAGCGGCACAUUCCCGGUGCGUCGUUCUUCGACAUCGACGCCUGCAGCGACCAGAACUCCGGACUGGAUCACAUGUUACCGGACUCCAGCGGCUUCUCCCGGUACGUCGGAGAUCUCGGAGUCAGCAACGACACGCACGUCGUCGUGUACGACGGCAGCGACUUCGGCUCGUUCAGCGCGCCCCGGGUGUGGUGGAUGUUCCGGGUGUUCGGCCACAGCUCGGUGUCGGUUCUGGACGGAGGGAUGCGGGGCUGGAUGGCUGACGGCGGCCCGCUCACUGCAGAGUCCAGCCGGCCGGAGCGCACCGACUUCAGGGCGACUCUGAACCGGUCCUGGGUGAAGAACUACGAGGAGAUUCUGGAAAACAUCAGAACCAAGCGGGUCCAGGUGGUGGAUGCCCGAGUAGAGGGUCGGUUCAGAGGCACCGAGCCGGAACCAAGAGACGAUGUCCUACCUGGACAUUUCCCUGGAACCAUCAACAUGCCAUUCACCAGUUUCCUGGAUGAAAGUGGGAAGCUGCAUGGAGCUGAGCGUCUGUCGGAGAUGUUCAAGGAGGCAGGUGUGGACCUCCAGAAGCCUCUCUGGGCUACCUGUGGUUCAGGUGUGACGGCCUGUCAGGUAGCUCUGACUGCUCACCUGCUGGGACACCCUGGGGUUUGUAUCUACGACGGGUCCUGGAGUGAGUUUUUCAUGAAAGCGUCUCCAGAGUACAUCAUCUCUGAAGGAGAAGCCAAGAAGGUCUGAAGCAGCAGGAUGAUGCUGGAGUCUGUUCUGGAUUAGACCAGACCACCUGUAGCAGAGAGAUGUAGUUCUGUUAUUUUACUAAUCUAAGAUGUGAUCAGCGCUUUGAUCGAUCCAUCAGCUGAUGGGAUGUAAACGAUGCUGCUGGUUUUCAGGGAACCGACUGGUGGCCUUAAGCUGAGACGUUUGCUGGUUGGAUGACACGGCUGCAGUUUUAGAUCCCAUCAUGACAGGAUUUUAAAUCUGGUGUUUAAUUUGUUUUAUUUUAACCUGGAAAAAUGAGCCAGUUUACAGCUUCACCAACAGAUAAAUUGUUAUUUCAUCUCAAAUCUCCACAGACGUCUGCUUGACUGUCUCUGGUCUGUCUGAAACUUUUAGAUCAUAAAAUAUGGAUAUUAUUUCUAAAGAUAUUUGUGAAACUUUAGACCUUUAGAGAUAAGAUUUUUUUUUAGAAAUUGCCCAUUAAUAUCUGAAAAAACUGAAGCCAUCACGAACAGUUCCAUCUUUGAGAACACAUUAACAAAAAAAUGAAUUCAUCUACUGAUCCAAUAUUACAGACUCUGAAUCAAUGACAUGAUGAGAAAUAAGUGUGAAACUUUCAGGUUUUUAUCUUUAGUAGUUCCUUAGAUAUUGUUGUUCAAACAGACUCAGAUUUCAAUGUGAGAAAAACCUGCCGGCAGCAUGGCGACGGGUGAUUUUUAUCUGAUAUAUGGCGCUAAAUUCUCACAUUUAUCUUUAUAAAUAUCCAUUUUAUGUGAUAGCAAAAAUUUCAGACAAACAUGAGACGAUGGAGCAGAAGCACUUUUACAUUUGGUGAUUUGAGACGGUCUUAAAUGGAGCAUGUUGGAUCAUUACUUCAGAUCUGAUGUUACAAACAGAAUUGAUGGAAACGUUGUUGAAGAUGACGACAUGAACCUCACAGUGUACAUCAUCCUGAUACUGAGCGAUGGCACACAUCUCUACAUGUUACAUAGAGCAUGUUACCAAAUGAACUCAACAGGGACACUUUGAACAGCUGUUACGAACUCAUUCCUGUUACAGAAACGUUAGAAGGGUCUAGAGUACGACGUCAGAUUACAAACUACCAGUUCAUUAAAUUCAGGCUCGACUGAGAGCUCAGUGAAACUAAAGAUGUUGUUCUUGUUCCGUGUCAGCAACACCUUUUCACCUCAUGCAGCCUCAUUUCAUCAUACUCUCCCCUCCGUUCUUCACUGUCAGGACUAAGCAUUCACUGUUGUUUGAUGUAAUGAACUGUCCUUCACACUGUGGUUCUUUGUGUUUCUUUUGUAACUGUUUGUGGUGGUUUUAUGUCUUUUCGUGAUGGUUUUGUUCCUCCGUGCUUCACUGUCAGGACGAUGCAUCCAGUCCUGGUCCGGUUCACACCAAACAGCUGGACUCCAUCUGAGCCCAACUCAUUUAUCAUUUGUGGAGUCUCUCAGAUUUUUCUCUUCCUCUGUUCAGUUCUUUUCCAUGUGGAGCCAUGAUGCAGACAUGGAUAGACCCAGUCCAUAGGUCCAGAACUGACAACGGUCUUAAGUCAUUUUAGACAAAUAUUAAGUCACUUUGGGAAAGUUUUUUUUGCUAUUUUGGACAUUUUUUCACUCAUUUUACACAUUUUUUGAGCCACUUUGAACAAAUCUUGAGUCAGUUUGGAGAAAUUUGAAGAGAUUUUAGACACAACUGGAUUCAUUUGGAACUAUUUUUAGCCAAUUAUAGACACAUUUUGUAAAACUAUGGAGUGAUUUUGUGAAGCUUUUUGUUAUUUUGGAGUUUGUCUUUUAAAACUUAUGCUGGGCACAUUUUGAGGAAAUUUAUACAUUUUAGAAGGUAUUUCUAAUUCUGAACAUUUUUUAACCGAUUUUGAACGACUUAUGUGUCAUGUGGACACACCUGGACAUUACAGCGACGUUGCUCAGGUGUGUUUCUGCCUCAGUAGUUCUACGAGGUUCGAGCUGAAAUUGGUCCAGAAUAACCAAAAAUUAUCCAAAAUAACUUAAAAUGCCCAGAAUGACUUAGAAGUUGCCCAGAUGAGCGACAAGUAGUCCAGACUGACUCAUAUUUCAUCCAGGGUUGCUCCAAAAUUGUGUCCAACAGGAGUUCAAACUGUCCCAAAAUGAUCAAAUUCCAGCUGAUUAGUCUGAAUGUUGACUUGAGGCCAAUAAAACAGUUUUGGGGUUUUUAAAGAGACAGUCAGAGAAGCAGAACCUCCAGCUGAAAUGUUCUGUACUGCUGUAAACCGCGCAUUAAAGUCAACGGAAAUGCGCAUUUUACGCAUCUCCAUGA
Amphiprion ocellaris (clown anemonefish) is the source of this 3213-nucleotide messenger RNA. RefSeq names its product 3-mercaptopyruvate sulfurtransferase-like. Gene Ontology annotation, molecular function: thiosulfate-cyanide sulfurtransferase activity. The record is from RefSeq and is a predicted model, not a curated record. NCBI's taxonomy places the organism in Eukaryota, Metazoa, Chordata, Actinopteri, Pomacentridae. The transcript is spliced from 2 exons. Gene Ontology annotation, biological process: transsulfuration. The coding region runs from base 46 to 933 and encodes 295 amino acids. Gene Ontology annotation, cellular component: mitochondrion.